AUGAUAUUAGUCGUUGUGGAUAGCCAUUCUGGCUGGAUAGAGGCUAUCCCGGUAAAAUCUGCAACUGCAGAAGUGACCCUACCAACGUGCAUCGUAACUGACAACGGCACCACAUUCACAGGUGCGGCCUUCCAAGAAUUCGUAAAGAGAAAUGGGAUUCGCCACAUGCGAACAGCUCCUUAUCAUCCGCAGUCAAACGGACUUGCAGAACGGGCUGUUAGAAGCGUAAAAGAAGCGCUUAAGAAGCUGACGGACGGACCACUGGAAAUCCGGCUCCAACGCUGGCUACAUAACCACAGAAGGACACCAUCAGCUGCCCAUGGGGGAAAGGCUCCUGCGGAAAUGUUAUUCAAUUUUCUGCCACGUAGUCGCUUGGAUAUCAUCAAGGCCGAUGUGCUCAAAAACCAAAAGACAACACAGCAAGACGUGGACAGUCGUUUGAAACCUGGAGCACCUGUCUACGUGCGCAAACAAUGCGAUCGACCGGGAUGGAUGCCGGGUAUCGUGCUUGAGGGCCUAGGAAGUCGCAUGGCUAAAGUGCAAACGCCCCAGGGUGUUGUCACACGCCACCUUGACCAGAUGCGAACCCGCUACGGCGCAGAUACCGCGGCUUCCGAAAGUGAUACAGCUCACGCAUCGGACCCAUCCAACGCGGCCCAUGACGCCACAGAUGACACAUCGGAGUCGACAGAAACCGAAGGACAUCGAUAUUCGCUCCGACCGCGACACAGGUCACACCACUGA
Molecule: messenger RNA, 744 nt
Organism: Ornithodoros turicata
Lineage: Eukaryota; Metazoa; Arthropoda; Arachnida; Ixodida; Argasidae
Exons: 2
Coding region: 1-744 (247 amino acids)
Biological process (GO): DNA integration
Molecular function (GO): nucleic acid binding
Source: RefSeq, a predicted model, not a curated record